Molecule: messenger RNA, 942 nt
Organism: Myotis lucifugus (little brown bat)
Lineage: Eukaryota; Metazoa; Chordata; Mammalia; Chiroptera; Vespertilionidae
Product: olfactory receptor 1030
Exons: 1
Coding region: 1-942 (313 amino acids)
Biological process (GO): G protein-coupled receptor signaling pathway; sensory perception of smell
Cellular component (GO): membrane
Molecular function (GO): odorant binding; G protein-coupled receptor activity; olfactory receptor activity
Source: RefSeq, a predicted model, not a curated record
AUGGCCAGAGGCAAUUGUACCACAGUGACAGAAUUUGUCCUCAUGGGAUUCACAGACCGUCCUGAGCUUCAACUUCCGCUCUUUGUGGCGUUUCUCUUAAUUUAUCUCAUCACCCUGGUGGGAAACCUUGGCAUGAUCCUGCUCAUCAAGAUGGAUUCCAGGCUCCACACCCCCAUGUACUAUUUCCUCAGCCAUCUGGCAUUCAUUGAUCUUUGUUACUCAUCUUCCAUUGGACCCAAGAUGCUGCAAAAUUUAUUGGUGAAGAAAAAAACCAUCUCCUUUUUGGGCUGUUUUGCCCAGCUGUACUUCUCCAGUGCUUUUGCCACUACCGAAUGCUUCCUCUUGGCCACAAUGGCCUAUGACCGCUACAUGGCUAUCUGCAAUCCCCUGAUUUACACAGCGAUUAUGACUCAGCGGGUCUGCCAGGAGUUGGUGAUAGGCGUCUAUACCUAUGGCUUCCUAAACUCCAUGAUACAGACAGUUCUGACUUUCCAGUUGUCUUUCUGGGACUCCAAUGUCAUCCAUUAUUUCUACUGUGCUGACCCCCCUCUCCUUGCCCUCUCCUGCUCAGAUACCCACAACAAAAAGAAGCAGCUCUUGAUCUUCUCAGCAGUGAACCUCACUGGGUCUUUCCUGACUGUCCUCAUCUCCUACAUUUGCAUCCUCUCUUCCAUCAUAAAAAUCCAAUCUUCCAAAGGCAAAUGCAAAGCAUUUUCUACCUGUGCCUCACACCUCACUGUGGUCAUCAUCUUCUAUGGAACGUUGUUUUUCAUGUACCUGCAGCAGCCUAAAGCAAGGAAUUCGUGGGAGUACAACAAAGUGGUCUCUGUGUUUUACAGUCUUGUAAUUCCCAUGCUCAACCCCCUGAUCUAUAGCCUGAGGAACACGGAAGUAAAGGACACCUUGAGAAAGAUGAUAGAGGGCAAUGAGUCAAGUGAGUGA